GAGGAGGGAGGAGGAGCAGGAGUUUGGAUACCUCCUCUGUCGAGCUGAGCUGCUGAUUUUCCCUCGGUUCUCCCACAAGUUGUCGGACCAAGUUUGAGACGAGAAGUGUUGGAAUAUCUGAAGCAGUGAUGGAGCUGUCGUUUGUCCGAUUCUGCUGUGUCCUGUUGAGUUUUAUCGCAGGUUUGGUCGCAGGUCUAGAGAUAACGUCCACAGGGUCGACAUCCAUAGAGAAGGCCAGUGGUGAGAGCGUGAAGCUGGACUGUCAGUUUACUCUGGCCCCUCAGGACUCUGGACCGCUGGACAUUGAAUGGAGUUUACUUUCUUCCGACAACCGGAACGAGGACAAAGUGGUGAUCUUAUACUCGGGUGACAGGGCGUAUGAGAACUACUAUGAUCCAAUGAAAGGCCGAGUGCACUUCAAUGCAGCUGACCCAAAAAACGGUGAUGCCUCCAUCGUCCUGACAGGGCUGAGAUCUGCAGACUCUGGUACUUACCAAUGUAAGGUGAAGAAGGCUCCCGGUAUCCGCAGCAGGAAGAUGCUGCUAAUCGUCAUGGUGAAGCCAACCAAGCCCAGGUGCUACAUAGAAGGCCUCACACACGAAGGCAAGGACAUUACACUAAAGUGCAUAUCUAAGGAGGGCACCAACCCCCUACGGUACAACUGGGAUAGGAUCACUGGCAGCAAUAUCCUGCCCGCCUCCACUUUUGAAGAUCCUGUGACAGGUACCCUUAAUGUGAAGAAUGCAUCCGCCAGUGCGUCAGGCACCUACCGCUGCACUGCCCGCAAUCGCGUUGGCACUGACGAUUGUACUCUACAGCUCAAAGUAGCACCUCCUCCCAAUACUGCAGGCAUCAUUGCAGGAUCCAUAAUUGGUGUUCUCCUGUUCCUCCUUAUUAUUGCCAUCAUCCUCUUCUGCUGUUGCCGCGCUCGUCACAGGAAGAAGUACGAGAAGGAGAUCUGCAACGAGAUAAGAGAGGAUGUGCCUCCUCCAAAGAGCCGCGUUUCAACAGCACGCAGCUUCACAGUGGGCAGCCAGCGCUCCUCCCUGGGCUCCAUGUCGCCCUCUAACCUGCACGAGUAUGCGCUGAAGCCUCAGUAUGACAAGAUUCCGUCGUCGGAAGAGUUUGAGAGGCCACCAAGCCACGCCCCUCUGCCCCCGCCCUCUGGAGCCCGGAUGGCUGUCCCCAACCUCAGUCGCAUGGGAGCCAUCCCCGUCAUGAUCCCUGCUCAGAACAGGGACGGUUCAAUCGUCUAGCGUGUCCUGUUUUUUUGCAAAGGGCUCGUGUAACAAGGGGAGGGAACAGAGGAAGGGAAAAAGGACACAAGCCACUGGAGAUGACACAAAAGCUGGGAUGAGCUGACUCACCUGCCUUGUUGCUCUUAAUUUUUUUUUAUUUGUUUUUUU
Molecule: messenger RNA, 1406 nt
Organism: Solea senegalensis (Senegalese sole)
Lineage: Eukaryota; Metazoa; Chordata; Actinopteri; Pleuronectiformes; Soleidae
Gene: cxadr
Product: CXADR Ig-like cell adhesion molecule
Exons: 7
Coding region: 129-1256 (375 amino acids)
Biological process (GO): homotypic cell-cell adhesion
Cellular component (GO): intercalated disc; bicellular tight junction; basolateral plasma membrane
Molecular function (GO): cell adhesion molecule binding
Source: RefSeq, a predicted model, not a curated record